Homarus americanus (American lobster) is the source of this 2155-nucleotide messenger RNA. RefSeq lists its product as uncharacterized. The transcript is spliced from 6 exons. The coding region runs from base 375 to 1829 and encodes 484 amino acids. NCBI's taxonomy places the organism in Eukaryota, Metazoa, Arthropoda, Malacostraca, Decapoda, Nephropidae. The record is from RefSeq and is a predicted model, not a curated record.
GGGCGAGCGUGGCGGCAGAAGUGGGUUGUCGUCUCGUUGGUAACUUAUACAACAAAACAUCUCUCCCAGAACCAACAUAUUAUCGUGGACACCUUCAUACGCCACUUCACUAAAGUAACGUUGGUUCCAGUAAAACUAACGCAUUUCUCUCAAUAUUUCAACCUAUGAAAGAAUAAUAAGUCACUUAAUAACACGGAAGUAAUAAAUUCUAAAUACAUAAAAAUUAUAUAUGUAUAUUAAAAGCGAGAUUACCAAAAAAAGGGUGUCAUUGAGUCGAAGAAUUUAGAAACCAGUAACGUUGUUUAGAAAGUUUUCGUUAGGUAUCGCUCCUAGCUUCUUCAUCUGCCUGUAAACUGAGCAAAACUUCUCACCAAAUGGCAUUACAGCCGCUGCUUCUAACAGGUCUGUUCCUGCUGGUGGUGGUGAGAGGGCAGGAUGGCACAGUGGCCGUGGUAUCCAUCCCGGGGGUCUCUGGUUACCUCACCAACCCCUGCCACCUCCAGGAGCAGAAUCCCGAAGGAGGUGACGAUCGGAAUCCUGCAUUAUCUUUCGACCAGGUGCGUCGGGUAGCCUACAGCAACAUACACUUCGCUAACGCGUCCCUCAUCAGUAUCCAGACCAUCUUGAACAACGAGUGUAACACACCGUUCUCCCUGAACACGCUGCCCGCCCUACCUGUCAUCGACGAUACCACACAACAAGAUGCCUUCAGACAAAUGCAUCGAGAGUUGAUCUACUUGGCGGCGCACCUGUACUUCGCCAUCAACAACACCGACCACACUAACACCUUUUGCAGCCACGAGACGAGUCAGUUCAGCCUUCACCUCAGGCGGCUGACGGGGAUGCUAGAGAACCUACUGUGUCGGCUGACGGUGAUGAUAAACAACAGGGAACAACUGACGCCGGUCCUGGAGGAGGUAACAACACUGCACUUGUUGCAUGAAGCCUCCUGUGGGGGCCGACGCCUGUGGAUGUGUAUCUUGAUCUCCCGCACCCGCCGCGCCCUCGUCAUGAUGCGCGGAGUACUUCAGAAUGGACACGACAACUCUCCUAUCAACAACGAUAUCAAUGUGGUGACGACACAGCGUAAGAGGUUUUCCCGUAGGAGGGGAGUACCAUCUCCUCGUCAGGGGAGCCACUUGGGGUACCUCCGUCGGCGUACCUCUACAGCCUUCCUGGUUGCUCUUCAACAUUAUCUCACCCACGAAUACCCAAGUGACCCUCGACCUUCCUCCUACAUUCGCGGAGCUUCAAGAUACACCACCAUUCACGGAUUCUCCAACGCUUCAAAUUCCUCCCCCAACAACCUCGAUGGCUCCUCCAACACCCCUGGUUACUUCAGCCCCCCAGAGGCAUACAACGAUCUUAGUCUUUACAGGAACCCAAGAUUCUAUAACCCUCUGGACUAUGUUAAUACUUCUUCAGGUAUACCCAGCAAGCAUAACAGCUCUGGUCUCUCCAAUAUCAACAAUGUGUUCAGCUCCAUGGUGUCUCCUAACAAUCUUGACUACACCAAAACUGUGUACCCGUCAGACGUUCAUCUCCCUCCCGACACUGACAUCUCUCUGCACAGUUACUCCGACGUCCAUAGCGCCCUCACCGCCCCGGACUACCUAACUCUCAGGGGUUACUUUUACAAUCAGUUUCGUUCCAAGACUCAGGAUUAUUCAUCAGAUACCCCCACCUACUACUCCAACACUCCCCUCAAAUACUCCAACAGCUUGAACCCAGUCUCCAGAAAUCCUACCACCUACUCCAACAUUCCCAUCUACUCCAGCGUGUCCGAGUAUUAUGAUACCCCUAGUCAAUCCAUCAACCCCAGAAUUUGAGUCUCAUAGUGUUGAUAGACCUUAAAACAGAAGAAGAAACAGAGACGUCCCAAUAACAGAUCCAAUUACCUUAUAGUGUCGACAAAUCCCGAAUAAUGAAAACAAUUCUUACACCUUAAACUCUGAUCUCGAGUUUACAAGUGGAGUUUGGAGACACCUAUAUAAUUCUACCAGUUGAGGACAUGUACGUGGGGUUAUGAGCAGAUAAUAACAGGUUUGGAUUCUUUUGUUUAUAAAUUAAGUCAAUUAAUUCAGGAUCCUGUUAGAAUUCACGUAUCGCCCCAGACUCUAUACUGUACAUGAUGCACUGAAUCCCGUAUGGUAGA